Messenger RNA from Lecanosticta acicola, 1241 nucleotides. The record is from the annotation of a GenBank genome assembly. NCBI's taxonomy places the organism in Eukaryota, Fungi, Ascomycota, Dothideomycetes, Mycosphaerellales, Mycosphaerellaceae.
AUGAGCGCAGAUUCGAUCCGGCAGCUUGCCAGCAACCUGCCAGAGGAUGCCGAUGCGCGACGAGAAAUCUACAAGGCUGCCAAAGAAUUGAUGUGGCGUUCAGAACCACCGCGUGAGACCAACUUUCGCAUCUUCUGGUCCAAUGGCGCAGCUGCAGCAGGAGUCGCUGCCACUGACUUGGGGCUAUUUCGGAUACUCGCAAAAGAGCCAAAUCGAGCGUUUUCGGCCGAAGAAUUGUCGAAAUCCACGGGAGCCGAUGUAACACUGUUGACACGGCUCCUCAAAGUACUGGCUGCAUGGGGAUAUGUUGGUCAACCUGGGCCAAACGCUUUCCAAGCAACCAAUAACACCAUUGCGCUCACGACGCCAUUCGCCGAAGGUGCAGCUCAAGUGCAGACGCAGUUCAGUGGGCCGAUGUUCAAUGCGCUGCCUGAAUAUCUCAAGAAGAUUGGAUACAAGAACCCGUCAGACACAUCCAGUACGCCAUUCCACAUGGCCUACAAUACCACCAAGGACAUCUUCGAAUGGUUUGCUGAGAACAAAGAGUGGAGUGACAAGGUCAGUCGUCGAGCAGUCAUCAGAUGGACGUUCUUACUGACGACGGGCAGGUGAUGGGAUUCAUGGGUGUGCAGAGAGAAGGCCAGGCGCCGUGGAUGCCGCGAAGGGAGCUGAUGCAAGGAUUCGACGUCGCGUUGUCAUCGGAAGAUCUUCAGAAGGGGCGAGCCCAGUUCGUGGACGUCGGCGGUGCUGUCGGCCACCAGUCCAUUGCCUUCCGCGAAGCUUACCCGGAGCUCACGGGUCCCGUCAUCCUUCAAGAUUUGCCGUUCAUUGUCGACCUGGCUCGCAAGAAUCCUCGCACUGGUGAAGUCAAGGUGACAAUCCAGCCACACGACUUCAUGACGCCGGAGACGCCCGAGGCCAAGGGUGCCAAGAUAUUCUAUAUACGGAACGUGCUUCAUGACUGGAACGACGGCAAGAACUCGGUCAUCCUUGGCCACAUUCGCGAUGCCAUGGCGGAGGACUCUAUCCUCAUUAUCGAUGAGGCGGUCGUACCCGACGUUGAUAUGGCCGUCCAAGUGGCGGCUUACGACAUGGUCAUGAUGGCCAUGCCAGCCGCGCAGGAGCGCCCGGAAGCUUUGUGGAGGGAUCUGGUGGAGCGACAGGUCGGGCUGAAGAUUCGGGAUAUCCGCAAGUACGAUGAGUCGAGCUGUGACAGCCUGAUCUUCAUCACGAAGUCCUGA